CUACCGCCAUACCGAACGCAUCAAGAAUAAAUAUCCGAUACCGCGAAUCGUGGAGGAACCGGGUUCGAAGCCGACCUUGCGAGCACCAUAUCGGCUCAGCCCUACGGAGCUGACUGCCAUGAAAAAACAGAUCGAGUAUCUCCUAGCCAAAGGACUCAUCCGACCAUCCACUUCGCCGUACGGUGCCCCAGUACUCUUCACACCGAAACCGGACGGAAGCCUGCGCAUGUGCAUCGACUACCGAGCUCUUAACAAGCAGACCAUCAAGAAUAAAUAUCCGAUACCGCGAAUCGAUGACCUGCUUGACCAGCUUCGGGGAGCUACGGUAUUUUCGAAACUGGAUCUGCGGUCCGGAUACUGCCAGAUACAGAUGGCGGACAACUCUAUCCUCAAAACUGCUUUCCGAACUCGGUAUGGAUCGUACGAGUAUUUGGUAAUGCCAUUCGGACUCACCAAUGCACCGGCAGCAUUCCAAGCCGAAAUGAACCACAUUCUACGACCACUUUUGGACGAGUGCGUGGUGGUGUUCCUGGACGACAUCCUCAUCUACUCACGCGACAUGAAGCAGCACGUCGAACACUUGCGACGCGUCUUCGAAUUUCUUCGACGAGAACGAUUCUACGUCAAACAGUCCAAGAGCGAAUUCGCCCUCGAGAAGGUCCAUUUCCUAGGACACAUGGUGAGCGCUCAAGGAGUUCACGUUGACCCCAAGAAAAUCGAAGCCGUACGUACGUGGAAGAUGCGUGAGAACGUGAAGGAGUUGCAGCAGUUCCUAGGCUUCGCUAAUUAUUACAACAGGUUCGUGGCACAGUAUGCGAAACUCGCAGCACCACUCACGAAUGUGCUGAAGAAGAACACGCCCUACAAAUGGGAGCCAAAGCACCAAGACGCCAUGGAGCAGCUGAAACAAGCACUCACGUCCGCACCAGUACUCAUCUUGCCAGAUCCCGAACGCGACUACGUCAUCGAAGCUAACGCCAGUGACCAGGCAGUGGGAGCAGUCUUAAUGCAAGACCAAGGAAAUGGACUGCAACCAAUCGCCUACCUCAGCAAGAAACAGCACGGGGCAGAACUAAACUGCCCGAUACAUGACAAAGAGGCCCUUACCAUCGUCAUCGCCUUCAAAGCGUGGAGAUGUUAUCUCGAAGAACAAAGAACAACCGUGUACACCAACCACUGCAGCCUGAAAUAUUUGAAAACACAACCCAACCUUUCCAGGUGGCAGGUCCGGUGGAUCGACUUCCUCGAGACACACUUCCACUACGACAUCGCGGGACUACUGCAGCCUCUUCCUGUCCCAGAACAACCACGGCAAGUGGUUAGUCUGGACUUCAUCACCGGGUUACCACCUACCACCAGCGGUCAUGACGCCAUCCUUGUCGUCAUCGACAAGUUCUCCAAAAUGGGACACUUCAUCCCGACACACACGACAGCACGCACCGAAGAAACAACACAACUCUUCAUUCGAUACAUCAUCUCACAGCAUGGCAUUCCAACCACACUCAUCUCCGACCGAAACCCCAAGUUCACCAGCAGGUUCUGGAAGGAGCUUAUGUCUAUCCGCGGGACCAAACUCGCCAUGUCAUCCGCUUACCAUCCGCAGACAGAUGGACAGACCGAGCGCCUCAACCAGAUUGUUGAGCAACUCCUCCGAGCAGCCUGCAAGGAUGAGAUCUCCAAAUGGGACCUACACCUGCCCGUUAUAGAGUUUGCUUACAACAACGCUACACAUGCCGCUACUGGACAGACGCCGUUCUUCCUCUGCUACGGACGCCACCCAGUCACAGCACAAAAACCGACAGCAUCAGCUACAGUCACUCCUGUUACCUUCCGCUUACGCCUGCCAGCUACCUGGAAGAUUCACAACGCCUUCCAUGUCCAACUUCUGAAGCCCUAUCGGGAUCCGAACACGCUCUUCGUCGAACGCCAACCGCCGCCGCCGCCGCCCGUCCUCGUCCAGAAUGAACCCGAGUACGAGGUCGAGUCCGUGCUUGCACACCGCCGUCGUCGGAAUGGCACCGUGGAGCUUCUCAUCCGUUGGAAGGGUUAUGAUCCUUCUGAGGACAGCUGGGUACCUGAGACCGACAUGGGUAACGCCCGUCGUCCUCUGCAUGACUACCUUGUCAAGCAGGGUGUUACUUCUACCACCCAGCUUUGAGGGGGGGAAGUGUGAGCGUACGAC
Closterium sp. NIES-67 is the source of this 2182-nucleotide messenger RNA. Lineage: Eukaryota; Viridiplantae; Streptophyta; Zygnematophyceae; Desmidiales; Closteriaceae. The record is from the annotation of a GenBank genome assembly.